AAAAGGGUAGGGAGCGAAUGGAUAGUUAAGGCGACCCUUUAAUGUCCGCUUGUGAUUACAACAUGACUCUAAUAUUUUAUAUUUAAAAUAAUGCUAUAAAAGAGAGAAAUUAUAAAAUGAUAUCUACAAAUUGGGGGGAAUUGUUUCCCGGAAGAUGGAGUCUUGUCAUUUUUCUUUCUUACAUGGCACUUUUUAUCAAUCAAGGAAUUAUUGUAACAUGGUCUCAAACAAAUGGUCAAUACGAAUAUAAUAUUGUAGCAGUGGUAUUGUUAACAGAAAUUUUAAAAUUAAUUGUAUCAGCUAUUUUGUAUUGGAAAGAUAACAAAAUAUUAUCUCUUUUCCAAGAGAUAGUAAUACAUAAAAAGGUGCUUCUACUGUACUUAAUACCUUCAUUUUUAUAUUGCCUAUACAAUAAUUUGGCAUUUAUCAAUUUGGCUGUAUUUGAUCCAACAACUUAUUAUGUUCUAUUGCAAUUUCGGGUUGUUAUGACAGGAAUUAUUUUUCAGCUCAUCUUUAAAAAAAAAUUAUCUGUAAAGCAGUGGUUGUCUUUGUUAUUAUUGACGCUUGGUUGUAUGAUAAAACAUGUAAAUAUUAGUAUGGAUGAAGAUGUUAGUACAAAAUUUGUACUAAAUAAAAAUAUUUAUCUCAUCUUUAUUCAGACUUUUUGUUCAUGCUUAGCUGGCGUUUAUAAUGAAUAUUUGCUUAAACAAGGAGCGAAUAUAAAUAUUUUUGUACAAAAUGUAUUCAUGUACAUAGAUAGUAUUUUAUGUAAUGUUAUAGUAUUUUUAAUAUUAUUUACAUGUCAAACCAAUGUUACCAAUAUAUUUAAUAAUAUUGGAUCUAGUAUUUUUAUGCAACCCAAAGUAAUAAUAAUUAUGCUAAAUAAUACGGCUAUUGGCAUUAUAACAAGCUUUUUCUUAAAAAACUUAAAUUCUAUAUUAAAGACAUUUGCUAGCGCAUUAGAAUUAGUAUUUACAGCCGUCUUAUGUUGGAUUAUAUUUGAUAUACCUAUUCUUAUAAAUACAGUGAUAUCUAUUGCCAUGGUUAGUAAUGCUGUAAUUUUAUAUUCUCAAAAUCCGGUUCAUAAUGAAAAAUCAGCAGAAAUAGAAUCUAAAAAACCGUUGAUGGAAAGAAUUAUAUAAUAGGUAAAAAUAUAAUGGUAAUUAUGAAUUGAUUCUUACAGCAAUACAGAUAAAAAUACAUAAUAUUAUCAUAAUAUUAGAAAAUAAUAUAUUAACUUUGGCUCAGUAUAAAUAAGCUACACGUUUGUCUUAUUUAUAAUAAAAUACGUUUAUUUUGUCUUAUCGAACAAUAAUCAAAAAUUAAUUAAGAAUAUAUGAAUGUGAUAUUUAUGUAUUUUUUAUAGUAAUUGUUAAGUUUUAUUUUUAGAAAUUUAAACAUACAUAUAUAUAUAUAUAUAUAUAUAUAUAUAUAUAUAUAUAUAUAUAUAUUCGUAUUAAGUGUCAACAUAGGAUAUCUACGAACAAAAGUAUAAAAACAUAUGUCGUACAAAUUAUGAAUACGUGCGUAUCUGAUUAAUUAUUUAAUUACUUAAUUUUCAUUGUCGAUUUAUAUGUAUAAUAUAUGUUAUGUAAUGAUAGAGCGAUAACGUUAUAACACCGAAUAUGAACAAUAUGAACAAAUGCGAACAAAAUAAACACAAAUAUUAUAAAGUCAUUAAAAAUGACGAUAUUAGUUGAAAUAAAUGUGUAUCAAGUAUUUUAAUUUAUCUAUAUGCAUUAUUAUUAUCUAUUUUGAGGUUAACAAAUGUGUAUUUGAUUUUAUCAAAAUAUAAUUGGAAUUAUAACUUAUAUCAAAAAUUCAUUGGUACACGCGUGAAACAUCGUCGUCGAUUGAUUAAUAAUGAAACAAUUAAAUAAUAAUAAUAAUAAUAAAAAGAAAAAAAAAAAGAAAAAGAAUAAAGAGUUCUUUAUUGUAUCAUGAUUCGUAAUUAAAGAGAGAACGAUUUUUAACUUUCGAAUAGUUCGAUCGUGUUUAUACGUAUAUAGAAUGUAUACGUGAAUAAUGAGGGAAAUUAUUAAAGAGAAAAUCUCGUGAUUGCGUUUGAAUAAUGAAAUGAUCAAUCGCAGUCUACGCUAAAGGGAAGAUAAAUAUUGAACAUCGAUAAUGAAGGUAUAAAGCGAUAUUGUUAUCUGACCUUCGAGGAGCUACGGCUCGAAAUGCAUACAAAAAAAAAAAAAAAAAAAAAAAAAAAAAAAAAAAAAAAAAAAAAGAGAUAGGCACGCAUCGAUUUUUUUU
Molecule: messenger RNA, 2259 nt
Organism: Vespa velutina
Lineage: Eukaryota; Metazoa; Arthropoda; Insecta; Hymenoptera; Vespidae
Gene: senju
Product: UDP-galactose transporter senju
Exons: 6
Coding region: 117-1142 (341 amino acids)
Biological process (GO): pyrimidine nucleotide-sugar transmembrane transport
Cellular component (GO): Golgi membrane
Molecular function (GO): UDP-galactose transmembrane transporter activity
Source: RefSeq, a predicted model, not a curated record